Molecule: messenger RNA, 762 nt
Organism: Strongylus vulgaris
Lineage: Eukaryota; Metazoa; Nematoda; Chromadorea; Rhabditida; Strongylidae
Source: the annotation of a GenBank genome assembly
AUGCUGCGCAAUCUACUACUGACUGCUUGCAUCUCAUAUACGUUAGCAGUCAUUUGCUAUGACUGCUAUGACACUGGACCUGAUCAUACAGCAUGCACGAAGGAACGAAAUUAUCAGCUAUUUUUUUUGGCCAAUUGUAUAUUUUGCAAAUAUUAUUUGCGCGUUUAUUUUGCGCAGUCUAAUUUAAAUCAUUUAUUUUCAUAUCUAAAUCAUUACAUGAUUCUUUUAGUCGACGCCGGUGAUAAUGCUACGUCAACAGCGUUCUGUUUAUUAGCAAUGAGAGGAGAUGAAAGUAUAACUCAGAAGACCGGUUGUUGGUUGGAACCAGAUGGUCGUGGUCGACAUUGCCUUUGCCACGAAGACUUCUGUAAUAAAUUAAUUCCACGAGACAAACAAUCUCCAAGUGACCCUAUGGUUCCGCUACUACCAAAUGCCGAAUUUCUCAAACAGAAUCCACUUCUGGACUAUCAAGAUCAUCUUGAGGAAUCUGUGGAGCAUGACGGUGCCGCUCCAGCGCCCGAAAAUAUUCUAUUUCCGUCAGCAGCUUCAAAAGAUCCGAGGACGGCUGGUGGACCAGAAGAUGAUGGUAUUUUCAGAAUUCUAAAUUUGGUACCUGUCGACUUUGCUGAUUAUGACCGAGAACUUUCAAAGAAGGAUCCAAAGUCACAGGAAACCCGUGGCUCAUCAACCCAUCCACCAGCACUAGUACUGAUGACAAUGACAUUGGCCACCUCGUGGGCUCGCCUAUUCGCCUUCAUUUAA